Messenger RNA from Trachymyrmex septentrionalis, 748 nucleotides. RefSeq lists its product as uncharacterized. The transcript has 2 exons. The record is from RefSeq and is a predicted model, not a curated record. Bases 281 to 748 code for a protein of 155 amino acids. Lineage: Eukaryota; Metazoa; Arthropoda; Insecta; Hymenoptera; Formicidae.
CAGAGGCUACAGCAGAUACUAGGAAGUGCUGCGCAAUUUUGUGCUGUAGUAUUAAUCCAAGAAAAAUAUUACGUUUGUUUAACAGUUUAAAUAUUAAUAAACCAUUGAAUAUCGAAAGGAGAUUAACGAUAUUCGAUAUUUUAAAUAUAUUAUCAGCAAAUACAGACAUUUUAUUGGAACAAUACGUAUCUUAAUGAAUACUAAAACAUACGAAAACGAAAACAUUGUAAAACGAUAACAGAUAAAAAAUAUUAGUACCUCUUGAUAUAAUAUAUGAAAAAUGGGGAAAUUGAAGAGAAUACCGAAACCGUUUAUAAAAAUUAAGCGUCUCUUGAGAAAAAGAAAAUUAAUUCCAUUGGAUCAAGAAAUUAAGAAACAUGUACGCUGGAAAGGGGAACGAGAAAUGCACGCUAAGUUGGAGGCUACAAUAAACUUUGAGACUUUGAAAAUUAUAGCAGACCCACAAGUGGAUGUAGAUUACAUAAAAAACAUGUCAAUAAUGUCGAUUUACGAUCGUAAUUAUAGGAGUCCCAUGCAAGAAAACAUUUCCGAAGAUUCCAUGCAUAUCAGAUCCAAUAUGACGCAUGAGUUAAACAGUAUCGUCGAUGAAAGUGAAGACGAUUGUACUGUAAAUACGCCGCAGGGGAACAUUGGAUCUGAUAUUUUACAGAAAACUUCUUUCCUUUAUAUAAGCGACAAAAGCGAGCCAAAUAUAUACGAUAGAAUAAGAAAUAUUGUUAUGUUGUAG